AUGGGUCGGCGUUCGGGUCCGGAUCCGGGUCCGGGUCCGGGGCCAGAUUCCUGGCGACCGCCACCGCUGAAGGGCAUCGGUUACGGCUCGGUCGGUGUGACUUGCAAAGAUGUCCGCCGCAGGGCAGACGACUCCGACUCGGAAUCGGCAGGGCGGAUGGGGAUCGCCCUGGUUGCAUCCCUGUCGGCCGUGCUAGUGGUGUCGAUGCUCCAGUUGGGCAUUUGGGUGGUGCUUGCAUUUGGUGCUCGGGGGUGUGCGGCGCCGCCCAGAGUUGUCGGCACUGCCACAGUCGACCUCACGUAUACCACCUACGAGGGCCUGCGUCUUUCCAACGGCGUGAAUGCCUUCUUGGGUAUGCGAUACGCUGCGGCGCCUCUCGGAGACCUCAGAUGGCGCGCUCCGGUUGAGCCUGUUCGAACCGGAGCCGGGACAGUGGAGAGGGCCACGACGUAUCCCCCAAUAUGCCUCAGCAUCGGUGUUGCGCAUCCCGCCAGCGGCCAGGGCGAGGACUGUCUCUUCGUCAACGUCUGGGCACCGACCAACGCAACGGGGCAGUCCAAGCUGCCAGUCUGGGUGUUUAUUCAGGGGGGCGGGUACACGGCCAACACCAACGCCAACUGGGAUGGCAACGAAGUCGUGCAGUGGUCUGGCUACAGCAUUGUCAUGGUCAACUUCAACUACCGCGUCGGCCUCUGGGGGUUUCUGGCGAGCGAGCGGGUGCGGGCAGACGGGGCGCUGAACGCAGGCUUGCUGGACCAGCGGAUGCUGCUGAAGUGGGUGAAGACACAAAUUGCGCACUUCGGCGGAGACGCGAGCCACGUCGUAAUCCACGGCGCCUCGGCAGGGGCCGGUUCCGUGGCCAUGCACCUGGCAGCGUACGGCGGCCGCAACGACGACCUCUUUGUCGGGGCCAUGGCCGAGUCCAUCUUCUUCCCCGCCCAGCCGCCCGCCGCCGAGCUCGAGUACCAGUUCGACAGGGUGGCGCGCCAGACAGGCUGCGACGAGGCAGCACCGGCCCAACGGAUGGUGUGUCUGCGCGGCAAGGACGUGGCCGUGCUGCAAGCCGCCAACUAUGCCCAGCCCUUCCCCGGCCGCUCGGAACCGCCCUUGCCCCUUUUCUACUGGACUCCGUGUUCCGUCUUCGCCCCCGACGCCGCCGCCCCGUCGGACAUCGCCACCUUCUUCCUCAACAACCACCCCCUCCUGACCCCCAACGACACCACCGCCAUCCUCGCCCACUACCCGCACCGACUCCCCCCCCUGCCCCGGCACCAACCGUGGUUCCCCACCGCCAGCCAAGCCUACGGCGACGCAACCUUCGUCUGCCCGCAGCACAACGUGCUCACCUACGUCGACCAGUAUUCCGCCGCAAAUAACAAUAAUAAGCUGUAUGCCUACCGCUACAACGUUCGCGACGACGAGAACCUCGCCGCCGGCCUGGGCGUGCCCCACCUCUUCGACGCGGCCGCCAUCUUCCGGCCCGACAACAUCCGAGGAGGCGGGGCCAGGGCAAGCUACGGGACGUACAACGCCCCCGUUGUGCCGUUGAUGAUGGGGUACUGGAUCAGUUUUGUGCGCGGGCUGGAUCCGAAUCUGUCUAGUCUUGCGUCGGGAGGAAGAGGAGAAGGAGCAGCAGGAGGAGAUAGAGGAGCGCAACGGCCGGUGUGGGAGAGAUGGGAUGGACUAACAAGAGGGGAAGGCAUGAAAGGAUUGGUGGUGGAAACGGGUGGUGCGGCGAGGAUAGAGGGCACGCCGAGGGACGAGACUGAGAGGUGUGCUUUCUGGCUGGGCUUGGGACGGGGGAGGAUGCAGCAAAAGUGA
Messenger RNA from Chaetomium strumarium, 1821 nucleotides. RefSeq names its product Alpha/Beta hydrolase protein. The record is from RefSeq and is a predicted model, not a curated record. Lineage: Eukaryota; Fungi; Ascomycota; Sordariomycetes; Sordariales; Chaetomiaceae. Bases 1 to 1821 code for a protein of 606 amino acids. The transcript has 5 exons.